GAGGGCCUGAACCAACCAAGGUGAGAGGUAAAGCGCAGAGCGGUGUGGGAUCGCAACUCUCGUGGAGAGAGGACGUUGGAGUUCAGUUAAGUUCCUUAUGUCCUCCCCUGAAAUUGCUUCCCUAUCAUGGGGGCAAAUGAAAGUACAAGGCUCUACUAAAACCUAUAAGGACUGCAAAGUGUGGCCAGGGGGAAGUCGGGCUUGGGACUGGAGAGAAACAGGAACUGAGCAUUCUCCUGGUGUGCAGCCUGCAGAUGUGGAGGAAGUUGUUAAGAAGGGUGUGCAGACUCUUGUGAUUGGCCGAGGGAUGAGUGAGGCCUUGAAGGUGCCUCCGUCAACUGUGGAGUACCUCGAGAAACAAGGCAUUGAUGUGCGGGUGCUCCAGACAGAGCAGGCAGUGAAGGAGUAUAAUGCCUUGGCUGCCCGAGGAAUCAGGGUGGGAGGGGUCUUCCAUUCCACGUGCUGAUGGAGCCUUAAGGAGAAUAAAUCACUAAGCC
Molecule: messenger RNA, 497 nt
Organism: Puma concolor (puma)
Lineage: Eukaryota; Metazoa; Chordata; Mammalia; Carnivora; Felidae
Gene: AAMDC
Product: adipogenesis associated Mth938 domain containing
Biological process (GO): positive regulation of fat cell differentiation
Cellular component (GO): cytoplasm
Source: RefSeq, a predicted model, not a curated record